CUCUGCACUCACUGCCCAGAGAAAGAGAGGGAGAGACACACACAGGGGGUUUGGAUUUGAGACAUUUGGUUCCAUUGCCCAGUACAGUCAGGAACCCUGAGCUUCUCUUAAAACUGGUUUGAGAAAGAGGAUCCACCGUGGUCAUUGGGUACAGUACGUGUAGGAGUUCGUUGAGAAGAUCACAUGCUGGCACAGGAGAUGGCAUCAAGGGGGUUGGCAGUGCUGUGUGUGCUGGUGGCUGGCCUUGGUCAGGUCGGGAGCAGUGGCCAAGCGGGCAGGGAGGACCUGAAUCCAGCGGCCCUGUAUCCAUGGAGACAGAGGAGCAGUGGGGAUCUGAGCAGGGUGAAGAGGGACUGGAUUAUCCCUCCAAUCAGGGUGCUGGAGAACAGCAAGCAAGUCCCUGAAAACCUGGUCCAGAUCAAAUCAGACAAGAUUUUUACUGGAGAAGUGAUCUACAAGCUGGAAGGACCAGGGGUUGACCAGGACCCUAAGAACCUGUUUGAGAUAGACGAUAAAACAGGCUGGAUCAGGAGCAUGAUUCCUCUGGACAGAGAGAAAUACAGAAGCUUCACGCUGAAAGCCUUUGCCCUGUCGCCCAGUGGAGAGAGACUGGAGAAUCCCUCCACCAUUGAGAUCGUAGUGCUGGAUCAAAAUGAUAACCGGCCCAACUUCUCCCAGAAAGAGUUUGCUGGAUCCGUUUAUGAAUUCUCCGUACCAGGCACAUCUGUGAUGUCUGUGACUGCGACUGAUGCUGACGACCCAACCACAGACAACGCUAUCCUGAGCUAUUCCAUCAUUGGCCAGGAGAGCAUCCCGCUUCUCCGCAUCAACAAGACCAUGUUUGGCAUCAACAACGAGACAGGGGCCAUUUACACACGAGACGUGGGUCUAGACUGGGAGGUGGUUAAAGGCUUUCGCUUGAAACUGCAGGUUGCUGACAUGUCAGGCAUGGGGUUAACCAGUCUUGCGAAUGCAGUCAUACAUGUGACUGACAUCAACAACAACCCCCCACGAUUCUCCCCAGACCAGUACACUAUGUCAGCUGUGGAGAACAAAAUAGACUUUGUGAUUGGCUGGGUCAACGCCACAGACAAUGAUGAGCCAGGGACAGGAAACUGGGAGACAAAAUACACCAUCGCCAAGGGCAACCCCUCUAGGAACUUUGCCAUUCGCACAGACCCUGUGACCAACGAGGGUAUUCUGUCAGUGGUGAAGGCUCUGGACUACGAGUCCCAAGAGGUGUAUACUCUGACUCUGACAGUGGAGAAUGUGAACCCUCUCAGCAUCAAGGCCCCCAAGAACCCUGUAAGCAGUGCCACAGUGGUGGUGACCGUGGUGAAUGAGAACGAGGCCCCACGCUUUAUUAAAGACCCCAUAGAGAUCUUGGUUCCUGAGUCUGUGGACCCUGGCACCGUGCUGGCCAGUAACAUCGCCUACGAUCCCGAUAAUGCAAAACUCAAGUAUGACAUACUCAGAGAUCCUGAGGGAUGGCUUAUAAUCAAUCACGAGACUGGAGAAAUCGCAGCCAGGAAACCGUUCAAUGUCCUCUCCCCUCACGUCAAGAACAACAUUUACAAUGCAGUCAUCAGAGUCACAGACACAGACGCUGGUGGAAUCUCGACCACAGCGUCUCUGGUGAUCACGUUGUGGGAGACCAAUGAUUUCCUCCCUCAGCUGUUCCCCCUGAUGGGGACGGUGUGCAGCGAGUCAGGGCGGAAGACAUCUGGUCUGUUCCUGACUGCUGUGGAUGAGGACCUGCCCCCUCAUGCAGAACCCUUCACCUUCCACCUGCAAGACAUUAAUGUGUCUGCCAACUGGACCAUCAUACAGGUCAAUGAGACUCAUGCAGUGCUGCGACCCCUGGUAGAGCUGGAGACAGCGGAAUAUGCUGUCACUGUGUUGGUGACUGACUCUGGCACCCCAAGUCUCAGUGCAUAUGCUCAGGUCAAUGUGACUGUGUGUCCGUGUGGGAAAGACGGUGAAUGUAAGACCGAAGCUGCUGCCAUAUUCGGAACACGAGUUGGUGUCAGCUUCAUCGCCUUACUGGUCAUCAUGGCCAGCAUCGCACUCCUGCUGUUGUUGCUACUCCUGGCUGUAGCCGUGGGUAACUGCAGACGGCAUCAUAUGAAGAAAGGAGAAGGGCUGUUGGUGGGGGAUUCAGACGAAGACAUCCGUGACAAUGUCCUGAUCUAUGACGAGCAGGGUGGUGGAGAGGAGGAUGAGAAUGCCUUCAACAUUGACCUACUGAGGAACCCAACGGAAGUGGGACCACUCCCAAUAUCCUACUACCCUCCCGUCUCUGGCAUCCCCAGGGGAAAGCAGCCACUCAGGAAAGACUACCCAGACAACCUGCCCUCCCCCUCGUAUCCACGGAAACCCCCAGCGGACCCCACUGACAUUGAGGACUUCAUCAAUGAUGGCCUGGAGGCAGCAGACCAUGACCCCAACAUCCCUCCCUACGACACAGCUCUGAUCUAUGACUACGAGGGUGAUGGCUCCCUGGCAGGCAGCCUGAGCUCCAUCGCCUCAGCCAGCUCAGACGGUGACCAGGACUAUGACUACCUCAACGACUGGGGACCACGCUUUAAGAAACUGGCCAACAUGUACGACCCACGCUAAGGAGACUGCCUGGUUAUUUAGCUACCAGUACAUUUACCGUAGCUUUAUCCUCAGAUGCCAUCUAUUUUCUCCUAAACUCCACCCAACUCCCUAUUC
Messenger RNA from Oncorhynchus masou masou (cherry salmon), 2715 nucleotides. RefSeq names its product cadherin-15-like. The transcript has 14 exons. The record is from RefSeq and is a predicted model, not a curated record. Gene Ontology annotation, molecular function: cadherin binding; calcium ion binding. Bases 184 to 2619 code for a protein of 811 amino acids. Gene Ontology annotation, cellular component: adherens junction; catenin complex; plasma membrane. Gene Ontology annotation, biological process: cell-cell adhesion mediated by cadherin; calcium-dependent cell-cell adhesion; cell morphogenesis. Lineage: Eukaryota; Metazoa; Chordata; Actinopteri; Salmoniformes; Salmonidae.